This is a messenger RNA of Cladophialophora yegresii CBS 114405, 2187 nucleotides long. RefSeq lists its product as uncharacterized. The coding region runs from base 1 to 2187 and encodes 728 amino acids. Gene Ontology annotation, biological process: DNA-templated transcription; regulation of DNA-templated transcription. Lineage: Eukaryota; Fungi; Ascomycota; Eurotiomycetes; Chaetothyriales; Herpotrichiellaceae. The record is from RefSeq and is a predicted model, not a curated record. Gene Ontology annotation, molecular function: zinc ion binding; DNA binding; DNA-binding transcription factor activity, RNA polymerase II-specific. The transcript has a single exon.
AUGGACACAGGAUUGACUACAGCAGACAACAACCCAAUACGCUGGUCCAGGAAUGAAGCACCAGCUGCGCCGGCUGGGUCAUUCUCCGUCGGCCCAAGCAACAACAAUGACAACUCCACAGAGACGACUAUGCCGUAUGCCUGCCAGACAUGCGGCAAACGAAAAGUCAAAUGCGACAAGGCGAAACCCAUAUGUUCGGCCUGUCAUAAGAGCAAGCUGGAGUGUGUCUAUCAAGCGCCUCAGCCCCGGCGCCGCAAACGAAAGCUGAGCGACAUUGUUCAUCAGAGACUCGAUCAAUACGAGCGCAUCUUGGCGCUGCAUGGCCUGCUGCCGCAAGACACUCUUACGACUACAUCAACGCCUAAUGACGAGCCAUUACAUGCCCAAGAGCCGGCGGCAUCUUCCACCGGGAAACCAGCGUCAGAUUCCGGCGCAUCGAGGAUGGGCAAGUUGGUGGCGGGCGAUGGGAAGUCAAUAUACCUCGACAGUCAGCUCUGGCGCAAUCUAGGCGAAGGACAGAAGCAAGGCGCCGCUGACGACGACGACGAGGAUGAGGAGACCGAAGAAGAAGAGGGCGAAGCAGGAGAGGCAGAAGGAGAGGAUCCAGCAAUGUCUUUUGUGGGUGACCCUUUGACCGGAGCAUUCAUCGGUUCGAAUUCAAGUCUGCCCCAGAACCUAACGCAGUAUCAUCCAAGACACGCGGAAGCCAUGAUCCUAUGGCAGACGCAUGUGGAAAAUGUCGAACCCAUCUGCAAAAUCCUCCACGUUCCCACGACAUACCAGAUGUUGGACCGCGUGUCACGAGAACCCGACGCGGUGUCGAGAGCAGACGAGUGCAUGCUGUUCGCCAUCUACCACUUUGCCGUCUUCUCGCUAACAGAGGAUGACUGUGCCAGGCAAUUCGGGCAGGCGCGCAACAAAAUGCUCCAGCGGUUUCACUUUGCGACGCGGCAGGCUCUGGUCAACGCUUCCUUCCUUCGAACGACGGAGAUGUCGAUCUUGCAGGCUCUCGUCCUGUUUUUAAUCCCAGGUCGCUUCAUCUACGACCCGCACACAUAUUGGAUCCUGACGGGUGUGGCGGUCCGCAUUGCCCAACGCAUGGGUCUUCACCGCGACGGCGAGCAGUUGGGCUUGCAACCGUUCGAGGUACAAAUGCGCCGAAGGCUGUUCUACCAGCUCUUGCCGCUCGAUGGUAUCGCCAGCAAGAUGUCCGGCACGGGGAUCGCCACCAUGACAGACCCGUGGGACACGCAGCAGCCAUCGAACAUCCAUGACGAACAGAUCUGGCCCGGCAUGACGGAGCCGCCGCAGGAGCGGAAAGGAGCCACGGACAUGAUCUUCUGCCUGACGCGUGCGUUCGUCGGAAAGGCCAUGGCUCGAGCGGAACAAUCCAAGCACGACACGCAGAGCAAGGAGGAUGCCGAGCUCCUGAUUGCCGAGACCGAAAGCCAGGUCGAAGAGAAAUAUAUCCGCUAUUGCAACGUCGUCAAUCCGCUCCACUAUCUGACGGUCUGUCUGGCGAGGUCGGCCAUCACGGCCAUGCGUCUCCGGGCUCGACUUCCCAAGGAUAAGAACCAGGCGAUCACGGACACCGAGGCACGAGAACUGUUCCAACUCGCCCAGGACAUUCUCCAGACGGACCUGGCCGCGUCGGCGAACACGAGCCUGAGGCGAUACCGAUGGCAUUUGAGGUCCUUCUUUGUAUGGGGCUCGUGGGAUUCGCUGAUCUAUACCAUCACAACGCUCAAAAAGCCUGACCUGCUUUCGCCCGCGACGACGGACGCCGCCUGGAGGAGGGUGGAGGAGCUGUACAACAGCCACGGCGAGCUCCUCGAGUCGAAACAAGCCUUGCAUAUCGCCAUCAGACGCAUCACGCUCAAAGCUUGGGCCGCGAAUCCACCCCAGAGCCGGGUGCCCGAGCCAGGCUUCGUCACCGAAUUGCGCUCCCUCCGUAGAAUGGGCCGGAAGAGCAGGCCAGACAGACAAGGUAGUACAAGUAAUGUAACUCCUACCCCAGGCAUGGCGGAAACAGUCGAUCAGACGCCCUCCAGCGAUGCCAAUGCGCUGUUGAACAGCCUGUCUGGCGUUCCCGGGCUGGAAAUAAUGGAUGACUUUAGUCUCGACACGGUCGACUGGACCUUUUGGGACCAGCUGAUUCAAGGCUACCAGGCACAGGGUGGGCAGUAA